AUGUCAAAUCGAAGUUUCUGUGGAUCGAACAAAUUUUUACAGAAUUAUCGACCAAGAAAUUCUACAUAUGAUUAUGAUCGUUGUAAAUUACCAGCUAUUAAUAAUGGAAUAACAACAAUGUCUAAUAUGAAUUCAUCUAUUUGUAAAUCACCAUUAAUACGUUCUUGUGUACCUCAAAUAAAUGAAAAUUGUUCAACUCAAUAUUCAAAUCUUUACAAAAAUAAUUGUAAUACUGGAAUUACAAAUAAUUUAUCUACACAAAUUAAUUGUACAUCAUCUGGACCAGCUAUUUACAAUGCUCGAACACCUUCAUAUAAUAAUUGUAAAAUAAAUUGUCCAUCUCGUGGUAGUGCAUCAUUACAAACAUUUUCUUCACCACUUUCAACAUCAACUAUGUAUAAUGAUAUACAACAAGCACCAGUUAAUAGAUGUUGGUCUUCAAAUCAAUUUAUUGGUUGUGAUAAAACAAAUACAACGAAUACGGAUUUAAAUAAAAAUUCAAUAAUAGAUCAAAGUAAUAAUUGUCCACAACGAUCGAUGAUAUCAGGUUCAAAUGGUUUCAAUUGUUCUCAAUCAAAUUUAAAUAUAUGUACUGGACAAAAAACAAUUGUACGUGAUCGUCAUUUAGCUAAUGAAAUCCUUCAAAAAGCAGGUAUAUCAUCAAAUAUAACUUCAAAUGAUUGUCUUGAAGUAAUAACUGAUACACCUGUAACAAUAAAUGAUAACGUCAAUUGUGAUCCAGAUCCAUUAUGUAUGAAAAAACCAGCUGAUUGUCAAGAAUGUUAUGAACAAUCAAUUGUUGUUCGACAUUUACAACCACCACGACCUCCAGUACCACCACCAAUUAUUAUCCGUGAACGUUGUGCACCACAACCACCACCACAACCCCCUAUUGUCAUUCGACAAAUUCCUCCUCGACCAUCAACACCACCACCAUUAAUUAUUCGUGAAUGUCCACCACCGAUGCCUGCUUUACAAGAACCAACAAUAAUUGAACGUGAAGUUCCUCCACCACCACCACCGCCACGACAAGUUAUUGUCGAACGUUUACCAACACCACCACCAAAACCACGUUCAAUUAUUUUUGAAAAAUGGCUUCCUUAUGAAGAACCUGAAGAUCGACCAUGUAUUGUUGAAAAAGUUACUACUAAUGAAAUACCACCACCAAAAAAUCUUAUUAUUCAAUAUGAAGCACUUGAACCAAGAAUUCAAUCACAAUGUAUUAAUGAAGGUAUUUCUUGUGUUGAUCCAAAACAAUUUGUGAAUGAUACACUACCAAAUGGAAAUGCUGAAAUAUGUUAUGUUGAUCAACUUCAUAAUUUACCUGAUCAUAUAAAAUGUCAACUUAGUCCACAAGCACUUGCUGCUAUUGGUAUUAAAAAUAAUAAUAAUAAUAAAGAAAUUCCUAGUAACAAUCCAUGUGUCGUUCGUACUAAUCCACCUUGUUUCUAUCAACAACAAACUCGUAUGGGAUGUCCUUCAAUACGUCCUAUGUCAUCUCGACAUUCAAUGAUGACGAAUGCUUAUCAUUCAGCAAAAUCAUCCUAUUCUCAAUUGUGUAAUUCAUCAAUGUAUCGUCAACAACAACAACAACAACAACCAAGCAAUCGUAUUCUAUCAACAUCAUCUGUUUGUUUACCUCAAUGUUUUAAUAAAUAUAAUACAAAUAUAUUAGCACGACCAGGCAAUCAAGGUUUAACCAAUAUAACUCGAGGACAUUAUAAUCCAUGGGCAACAACAUAUCAAGUUUCAUAUACAAAUAAAGCACGAGGAAUGUGUCGUACACGUUAA
Messenger RNA from Rotaria sordida, 1791 nucleotides. Lineage: Eukaryota; Metazoa; Rotifera; Eurotatoria; Philodinida; Philodinidae. The record is from the annotation of a GenBank genome assembly.